AUGGCCAAGGAAGAAGAACAAUACCAAUCAGUUUAUUCUCCCGAGUCACCAGAUGGGUCUUCGUCAAAGCAACAUUAUAGAGAUCUCGCAUUCAACUUAGUCAAUAGCGCAGUCCAAAGAGGUAACAACUUAGCACAACAAAAACCUGGAAGCAAAAGAGCUCUUGCCGCGAGCACCGCUUCAACACUCUUGGAAAUGAGUUUGGAAAAAUUCAACAGUAAUGGCAAGGGAUUGCCAUCUAACUUGACUGCUGAAGAUAUUCAACAUAUUGCUUCCAUGCCAGAUUCAGCCGAGGAUAGCGAAAGCAGGGCAUCCUCCACAAAUAGUCACUUUGCUGAUCGUAUGAUUGAGAAGUUAUUAAAGUCGACGUUACCAGAGGAUAUCCCUGAGAGAGAAGUAUUUGAGAAGCGGUUACGUGAUCCUGAGAGGAACAAACGUCCUGGAUUAUCAAUUGGAACAUUGACAUCCAAUGUGAAAAAGUUGGCUACCAAGAUGACUGAUUUCUUUGCCUUACAGUAUGCAUUGAUUUACAUUGUCACCUGGAAACAACCAACAAAGACAUUAAGUGUUCUUGUGCUAUACACCGCAGCUUGUCUUUGGCCACACUUGAUUGUAGCCUACCCUUUGAUAUUUCUUCUUUUUGGCGUUCUUAUCCCUGGAUAUGUCCACAGGCAUCCACCAAGACGUCUCGAUUUGAUCAAAGUCAAAAAGAGAGGACAAUCCUUGCUAAGUUUUUUCAACUCCACCUCGGAGUCAAGCAUUGUUGAAGAUAUGGUUGAUGAGGAUUAUUUAAGAGAGGAUGCCGAGGUUGCAUCGUCGACGUAUUCAAUUUCAGAUGAAGCUUCGGAAGUUACCAUCUCAUCUGCUCAAGUAAACACGAGCGAGGCGAAAAGCAGCAACGGAUCAAAAGAGAAGAAGGAGACUGCAAGGCACAGAAAGUCCAAUUUGGAUCUUUUGAUUAACUUACGAGACUUUCAAAACUUGACAUCAGACUUAAUCAAAGGGAUGGAUAAAGGGGAGCAAUUUUACUUUGAGACUGCUGGAUUCAAGGAUGAGAGAUUGUCGACUUUUAUAUUCUAUGGUGUAUUAUUCGCCACGUUUGCCACCUUAUUUCUUGGUCAGUUUAUUCCAUGGAGGGCUAUUUUCAUCCAGUCUGGCUGGGUAGGACUAAUCUUAUGUCACCCAAAAGCCAAAAAGUAUUUGGUUGAUAUGAGCAACACCAGGAAGGCUAGAGCCAGAAAAGCAAAAGAAGAGGCGGAAUUGACACAGGACUCUGACCUGCAAGUUUCUGACAAACCGAAUGGUGAGCAAAGCUCAUCUUUCAUUGAUGAACUUCUCAAUGAUGGGAAGAAAUUUGAUCGCGACGAUAUCAUUGUUGAUGAUGCUCCAGAGGUCAGAAUAGUUGAGGUGUUUCAAUUGCAGAUCAAGAGCAUUUUAAAGCACAAUUGGUCAUUUUAUAGAUAUUCAACAACCAUGUAUGAUACUGAGAAUAAAACUAGGGUUUCUGGAAAGAGACCACAGGGGGUUGAGUACUUGUCUGAGGUGUUACCGCCACAUGAUUGGAAAUUUGAUAUGGGCUUUGUGAACAAGUGGGUGUUGGAUACAAACCCCAAAGCUUUCAUUGAAGAACGAUCUUUGAAACCUGAUUUGUUUAUUGUUAAAGAUAACGAAGAGGAAGGGUGGAUAUAUGACAAUAUGGAGGGAGUUGUUCAUCUGGAUAUCGUUUAUGAAUUCAGGAGAAGGAGACUAUAUAGGGAAUGUUAUAGGUAUGCAAGGCCACACAAAAGGCCCAAGAGUGCACAAAAAUAG
This is a messenger RNA of Lodderomyces orthopsilosis Co 90-125, 1809 nucleotides long. RefSeq lists its product as uncharacterized. Lineage: Eukaryota; Fungi; Ascomycota; Pichiomycetes; Serinales; Debaryomycetaceae. Gene Ontology annotation, cellular component: peroxisomal membrane. The record is from RefSeq and is a predicted model, not a curated record. Gene Ontology annotation, biological process: peroxisome organization. The transcript has a single exon. The coding region runs from base 1 to 1809 and encodes 602 amino acids.